Molecule: messenger RNA, 1105 nt
Organism: Schizosaccharomyces japonicus yFS275
Lineage: Eukaryota; Fungi; Ascomycota; Schizosaccharomycetes; Schizosaccharomycetales; Schizosaccharomycetaceae
Product: ubiquitin conjugating enzyme Ubc15
Exons: 5
Coding region: 357-872 (171 amino acids)
Molecular function (GO): ligase activity; ubiquitin-like protein conjugating enzyme activity
Source: RefSeq, a predicted model, not a curated record
CUUCACUACAAAUCCCCUUUUAGCGGGAUCUUGCGCUUCGUUCGGCCUCAUUUGGUUUUCAUUGUUUGCCCGUUCAGUCAACGCUAUCCCGUCGCUUUUUGUCCCACGCAAUAAAGAAACUACUGAGGAACAAGAUCCCCUACUACAAUUUACCUUUGACCACUCGUCAUUCGGCCGCUUUUGUUCAUAAACAUCUGCUUGCCACUCUGUGCCUCCGGUACCGCUGCCUACUAUUUGGUGGUUGUAAUUUCCCAGCAGACUAACGUGCCUUCGUUAAAGCCACCGUUUCAUCUCGCCCUAUAAAUUACCACAGAACUUGGACUUAAUCCAGUGCAGAGGGUUCUGUAUCCUUCGUCAUGUCUGUCGUCAGUGAACAGCUCUUGCGGAAGCAACUUAAGGAAAUUCAGAAAAACCCGCCUCAGGGCUUCAGUGUAGGUCUUGUGGAUGACAAAUCCAUAUACGAAUGGGAGGUCAUGAUCAUUGGUCCCGAAGACACAUUGUAUGAGGGUGGAUUCUUUAAUGCCAUUCUUUCUUUUCCAAAGGACUAUCCUUUAAUGCCUCCUAAAAUGAGAUUUACGUCUGAGUUUUGGCAUCCAAAUGUGCACACUAAUGGGGAUGUGUGUAUUUCCAUCCUUCAUCCUCCUGGUGAUGACAAAUGGGGGUAUGAGGAUGCCGGCGAACGCUGGCUUCCUGUUCAUACUCCGGAAACUAUUCUCAUCAGCGUAUAUCCAUGCUCUCCUCUCCCAACGAUGAAUCUCCCGCCAACAUUGACGCAGCAAAGGAGUUCCGUGAAAACCCCGAAAUGUUCAAGAAGCGAGUGCGUCGUCUCGUACGCCGUUCCAUUGAAAAUAUGUAACGUGCAAGUCCGAUGAUGACAAUCUUAGCAGAAUCGUUCUGGGAUAGAGUCAGAACUGUAUUUCUGCAUAUAAAAGAAUAUGCUUACGACGAAAAUAUUAUAGAUUAUUCAAGAUCGCAUUAUUGAAGCUGAAGGAAGUGGACUUUAAGGUUUACCAGGCGAUGCACGUGUUUCGCUUAUUUUUUCUAUUGGAUGAGCUUAAUUUAUUUAAAAGUAUCCAUUUCUGAAAUAAAAUGAUAUUUGUUCGUA